Molecule: messenger RNA, 2079 nt
Organism: Lepus europaeus (European hare)
Lineage: Eukaryota; Metazoa; Chordata; Mammalia; Lagomorpha; Leporidae
Gene: CHIC2
Product: cysteine rich hydrophobic domain 2
Exons: 6
Coding region: 225-722 (165 amino acids)
Source: RefSeq, a predicted model, not a curated record
GGUGGCUCGCGCUGUCGCUGUGGUUGCCUGAGUGGCGGCGGCGGCGGCGGCCGGGCGGAUGUUGACACGGUGUUGUUGUUGUCGUUGCGGACGGUAAUGGCGGCGGCGGCCCGGACGCCUUCCCGAGCGUAGCCGGCGCGGACACAGCCGAGCGCCCGCCCCGCGGCCUCCGAGCCGCCGGCCCCUCAGCCGCCCCCGCCGGGCGCCGGGCGCCGAGGCCCAGGAUGGCGGAUUUCGACGAGAUCUACGAGGAGGAGGAGGACGAGGAGCGGGCCCUGGAGGAGCAGCUGCUCAAGUACUCGCCGGACCCGGUGGUGGUCCGCGGCUCCGGUCACGUCACCGUAUUUGGACUGAGCAACAAAUUUGAAUCAGAAUUCCCUUCUUCAUUAACUGGAAAAGUAGCUCCUGAAGAAUUCAAAGCCAGCAUCAACAGAGUUAACAGCUGUCUUAAGAAGAACCUUCCUGUCAACGUGCGCUGGCUGCUCUGCGGCUGCCUUUGCUGCUGCUGCACACUGGGUUGCAGUAUGUGGCCAGUUAUCUGCCUCAGUAAGAGAACACGAAGAUCGAUUGAGAAGUUAUUAGAAUGGGAAAACAAUAGGUUAUACCACAAGCUGUGUUUGCACUGGCGACUGAGCAAAAGGAAAUGUGAAACGAGUAACAUGAUGGAAUAUGUCAUCCUCAUAGAAUUUUUACCAAAGACACCGAUUUUUCGACCAGAUUAGCGUUGAUCUUAUUUAUAGAGACUUUCCAAGUAUGUUGUCUUUCCAAUGGUGCCUUGCUUGGUGCUCUCCUGGUGGUGACAUAACAUUGGUUCUACAGAAUAGUGUGGUGUUUUUUGUUUGUUUGUUUUUUUCUAAAUAACCGCAUGUUCUAAGUGUGCAUUUUUGUCAAACUUUGCAAGUUAUUUCAUACAGAUGUUUAAUACUUAAGUUAUUGUGCUCUGUUCUGUUAUGUAUUCUGAGUUUCAAGGAUUACUUUUUUGUAUUAUCAAAAAAUACAUUUGAACUUAGCAUAAAAAGUGGCCAGCCUUUUUUAUUUUAUCACCAAGGUACACAGAAUCCUUUAUUUAUAAAUUCCUUAACAUAGAAAAACACCUUUGUAAGGCUCUACUUAUCUAUUCUAGCAAGCACAAUUUGUAUUAUUUUUUCUUGCUUUUACAUUUAACCUAGUCAUUAUUAUUUUAAAAGCCUUUGGAACCAGACAUUCCCCCUUCCAUACAGUUCCUAACACUGUUUACAGCGGUUACGUCUGUGCCAUCAUGAAGGCCUGCUUGUCUUCCAAGGUGGUGCGGCAGAAUUAAAUUAUUUUUACUCCUAGAGUAGGCAAAUCAAUGGAUGGUGUGCAUGCAUCAGUGGUUCCUAGAGCUCAGGAUCGCAAAGUAGAGUAGCAUCACAAUCUGUAUAUUUUUGGUCGAGAUGAUACUAAUAAUAGCCUUACUUGGGUUAUUUUUAUUGCUUAUCAAAUCUUAUAUAAAAAUAUGGAAGUACUCCUUUUAACAUUUUUAAGAAGAAUAUUUCUCCAGAUCUAGCAUCAUUGUAGAACUAUGUUUUUGAAAGAAAGCAGAGGUUCUAGAGUGUUGAAUACCCCAUCUUAUUGAGAGCAGUUUGUUACUAAGAAACGGACGCGGUGUUACCCACUGGUUCACUUCUAGUUCAGUUACGUGCAUUUCCUUGAUUGAGAAUGUGACCUAUGCAUUGCAGUUAGAUUGGCUUGUUUUGAACAAGCAUACACACAUGUUUCUCCCUUUUGGUUGUACAUAUCUUCAUGCAUUUUAAUAUUUUCUAGAUUUCUGAAUGACUUAUGUGUAAAUUUUUGUUUUCAUAAGCCUGAAAUUAUACAGGUUUUGAUGUGUGUCAAGAACUUGUUCCAUACAACUGUGGUAUCGAGCAAUAAUGUGAAUAACUUUUGAAAUUAUAUAAACUAUGCUUAAUAAUUUGUAUUAAGAAUUGGUACCACUAUACAUUUUUUCCUUGUAUUAAAUCUUUUAAAUACUAGUUUCAUUAAUUUAUAUACAUGUAUUUUUAAAAGUAUUUCUUUGUACUUCUCCAAAGUACUGUACUUCUAUAUAUAAGUUUGAAU